CUCCAUGCAACGGCAAACCGUGUAUAAAAUCCACCGAGGCAACUUCUCCCAAACGCGAAUCAGCUCACCAGGAAAUUCAACACAGCCAAAAACUACCCCCAGAAAUGCUUCAUCUCUACUUCCACGCUCCAAAUCCAACCCCCGACGCCCGCAAGCCAAAACCACCCAACCCCCCUCCCACUCCAAUCCAUACCCUCCCACAAUCUCACAAUCCCACCACCCCGGAUCCUGUCUCCGGAUCCUGUCUCCAUACCACCCCUCCCAAUAUCGCCGAGAAAAUCCCCCAAAGGAUUCAUUGCUAGCUUCAUUGCUAGCCCCCAUUCCCCGGAAUCCCCAUCGCCCACCUCACAUGUGCAGCAUUCCUGCUACACAAGUCUACCCCGCACGGUGAUGGAGGUAGUCACAGCCACCGUGCAUUCCCACGUCCGGUCUACAUUUCCGAGGAACAGGUCUGGCGCCAGCGCGCUGUCAUCGCCGAAGGAGCGAGACCUAGCGAGCAGUACUUUCCCCGGUGUAUGGUGAUGUGAGGUGAGGUGAGAUGAGCAGGCAC
Molecule: messenger RNA, 550 nt
Organism: Paraphaeosphaeria sporulosa
Lineage: Eukaryota; Fungi; Ascomycota; Dothideomycetes; Pleosporales; Didymosphaeriaceae
Exons: 1
Coding region: 105-302 (65 amino acids)
Source: RefSeq, a predicted model, not a curated record